AUGGCAAAGAAGUCCAGCCACUUCCUAAGUGCACCUGCUCUCACUUCUACGCCGGCAGAGGGGUUUCUCAGUGAGAAUAAUUAUGAGCCCAAAGUGAACAUUGACAACAUCCGCGAUUCGGGCGAUUCGGGCGAUUCGGCGGUCGAACAGAAGUUGCUUCUUCGUCUUCAGAAGGUGCUGUUCUCCCAAAUGAUCCAGGAAUCGCCGCGCGAAGAUGAGGAGGAGAGAGGGAGUAGCAAUUAUCUCUCGCACGCUUUCACCAGCUGCACCAUUGGCGAUUAUCAAGACCUAACAAGUAUGGGAUUUUCCGGUUUCAAAAAUCCACUUGUUUCGGUUGAUUCCAUCUUGCAUAAUCUGCAACCGAUAACCGCUUUUCGCAAGUCAGGAGACGAUCCUGGGCACACGUAUGGAAUCGAACGUUCGGAAAAUCCUAAGAGCAUCGGCGGCGCCCCAAGCGAGUCUGAUGUACAUCCAAAUUUUGCAACGUCGCUGGCGGCUGCUCUACUCGCUCCUCUCCAUCGCGAGUAG
Messenger RNA from Penicillium argentinense, 528 nucleotides. RefSeq lists its product as uncharacterized. Lineage: Eukaryota; Fungi; Ascomycota; Eurotiomycetes; Eurotiales; Aspergillaceae. The coding region runs from base 1 to 528 and encodes 175 amino acids. The record is from RefSeq and is a predicted model, not a curated record. The transcript has 3 exons.